AGGCCAGAGUUCUCGGCUCUCCGGGGCCGGAACGCAUCUCUGGAGAGGAGACCGAGCAGCACCCUCUUCUCUUGAGCCAGGUGGCAGACAUGGAGGAGCUAAUGAUCUGGGAGCAGUACACUGUAACUCUCAGUAAGGACCCCCGCAGGGGCUUUGGGAUCGCCAUCUCCGGAGGAAGGGACCGGCCCAGUGGGGCGAAUAGAGAUGUCUCCGUCGUGGUGUCGGAUGUGGUGUCUGGAGGACCAGCAGAUGGGAGGCUGCAAACAAGAGAUCACAUUGUCAUGGUGAAUGGCGUUUCCAUGGAGAACGUGUCCUCUGCAUUUGCCAUCCAGACCCUCAAGUCCUGUGUCAAACUGGCAGACAUCACAGUGAAGAGACCCCGAAAAAUCCAGCUUCCAGUCACCAAAGCUCACCAACACAGCAGCUCUCCCCCCUCUGGCCUUACCCCGACUACCCACCGCUACGACUCCGAUGAGGAGUACAGCCCCCGGGGUCGAGGGUCGUCUCCACAGAGCCGGGGCCGCUACAGUGGGCACCAGCCCCCAGACGAUGUGGAUCACAACCGUGGCUAUGAUGGCGACUCAUCCAGCGAGAGGAGCUCCGGCCAUUACCGUGAUGAGCGAUCCCGCCGAAACAAGGGAGGGCGGAGGAGCCGGGCCGGGAGCUACCGGAGGCGGAGCAGCCAGGACAGUGGCUCGGAUCGGACGGACCCCAGCUGGCGUCACUCCAGCUGUGACCAAGAUGACGAGACUGAAGGUCUGGCUUUGGUGUCCGGCUUCAAAAGGCUGCCCCGCCAGGAUGUGCUCAUGAAACCCAUGAAGUCCAUCCUGGUGAAAAAGAAGGAGAGCGAAGAGUUUGGCUUGAAGCUAGGGAGCCAGAUCUACAUCAAGCACAUCUCAGAUACAGGACUGGCUGCCCAGAAAGGCUCUCUGCAGGAGGGAGAUCUUGUCCUGAAGAUCAAUGGGGUCUCCAGUGAGAACCUGUCCCUGAUGGACACCCGGCAGCUAAUUGAAAAGUCAGAGGGUGUACUCACCCUACUGGUCCUACGGGACAACCGUCAGUUCCUGGUGAACAUCCCCCCGGUGCUGAGCGAUAGCGACAGCUCCCGCUUGGAAGAUAUUUCGGACAUUGGCUCUGAGCUAUCACAAGCACCGCCGUCCCACGUGCCUCCACCGCCCCAUGGCAACCGCUGGAGCGACUCCCCUCAGGAGGGGUGCCGGCUGCAACAGGAGAAGUCUGUGGAGUCAAGAGAUGCCCAGGAGACCCACGGGAAGAGGAGUUUUGACCAUACCUGUCAAGGUCCCGGUGGCAGAGAGGAUGAUGGAUACUGCCCUGACACCAAAGUUGUACGCUUCGCCAAGGCUAAGAGCAUCGGGCUCCGGCUGGCAGGGGGCAAUGAUGUGGGCAUCUUUGUGUCAGGUGUGCAGGAGGGGAGCCCUGCAGAUGGCCAAGGCAUUAAGGAGGGGGACCAAAUUCUUCAGGUGAAUGACACGGCCUUCCAGAACCUGACACGGGAAGAGGCGGUGAACUAUCUUCUGAACUUGCCUCCUGGGGAGGAAAUGGUGCUGCAGACUCAAUGCAAGCAGGACAUCUACAGGAAGAUGAUCAAAUCGAACGUGGGCGACUCCUUCUAUAUCCGCACCCACUUUGAGCUGGAGCCGAGUGAGCCCUCAGGCCUGGGCUUCACCCGAGGAGAGGUUUUCCAUGUGGUCGACACCCUGUACCGGGGCAAGAUGGGCAGUUGGUUGGCCAUGCGCAUGGGCCGAGAGCUGCAGGAGAUGGAAAAGGGCAUCAUCCCCAACCAGAUCAGGGCAGAGAACCUUGCCAACCAGGAAGCAGUCCAGCGGGCCAUGACUGCCCAGUCAAGCUCCUCCGGGGCCCGGGCCGAGUUCUGGAAGUUACGUGGCCUCCGCGGAGCCAAGAAGAACCUGCGCAAGAGCCGAGAGGACCUCUCAGCCCUCACUGAGCAGGGCCAUUACCCUCCCUACGAGCGAGUGGUGCUGAAAGAAGCGAGCUUCAAGCGUCCCGUGGUGAUUUUGGGUCCCCUCGCAGACGUGGCAAUGCAGAAGCUGAGUAUCGAGAUGCCCGAUCAAUUUGAAGUUGCCGAGACUGUGUCUAGGGAAGGGGGUCCCUCGAAGGUCAUCAAGCUGGACACGGUCCGAGUGAUUGCUGAGAAGGACAAGCAUGCAUUGCUGGAUGUCAUUCCAUCAGCUGUGGAGCGGCUCAAUUAUGUGCAGUACUACCCUAUCGUGGUGUUCUGCAAUCCUGGCAGCCGGGCGGAGGUGAAGGCCCUGCGCCAGUGGCUGGUCCCCACCUCCAAGAAGAGUUCUCGACGGCUAUACACUCAGGCCACCAAGAUGAGGAAGUACUGCAGCCACCUCUUCACAGCUACCGUUAACCUCAGUGGGAACAACAAUAUUUGGUACGAAGAUCUGAAAGACAUCAUCAAGACCCAGCAAUCCAGGCCCAUUUGGACGGCUGAAGACCAGGUAGACACCUCAGAGGAGAAUCUGGAACUGCCCCACCAGAAUCUCGGGGGCAGCACUGACUACCUGAGCUGCGACAGCCGGGCCAACAGCGACUACGAGGAGACCGAUGGGGAGGGCGGGGCCUUCACGGACAAUGACAUGGAUGAAGAGCCCAGAGAGCCGGCGCUGACCCGGUCUUCGGAGCCGGUGACCGUGAAUGAAGCGGAAGGCCAAAGGGAGCAGUCGAUGGUCUCCUUGGCACACACCACACAUCAGGUGGAAGACCAUCCCUCCCAUAUUCAAGACCACCGCCCCCAGGGCCAGUGGAGGCCAGAUCAAAGCAUCAGGGCCUAUGAGCACGAGGCACUGAAGAAGAAGUUCACUCGCGCAAGAGCGUACGAUUCCGACGAGGAUGAUGGCUAUGACUGGGGUCCCGCCACUGACCUGUGAGCCCGGGCUCUCUGCCGCUGAGGCCCACUGCUUCCCAGGACCUACACUGCUCCUCCCUGGGGAGGGGAGUAGGGGAAAACGUUGUGGCUUGAAAAGCCCUACUUCUGCAACAGUCUUGGGGUGGGGUGGGGGGGUGUCUGCAUGGCAGGCCUGCUCUCCGUUCCGGUUCGGAGGUGUCUCAGCUUAGACCACGGGCUGCUAGAAAUUGACCUCUUGACCUCCUUUGCCCCUAUCCCAGGCCUCCAGCCAACUUUCCUCUCAUCCUCCUCCUUCCACUGCUGAAGCUUGGGUCCUGACCCCUAUC
Messenger RNA from Tachyglossus aculeatus (Australian echidna), 3222 nucleotides. It is a transcript of the gene TJP3, whose product is annotated as tight junction protein 3. Bases 90 to 2918 code for a protein of 942 amino acids. Gene Ontology annotation, molecular function: cell adhesion molecule binding. The transcript is spliced from 21 exons. Gene Ontology annotation, biological process: cell-cell adhesion; cell-cell junction organization; establishment of endothelial intestinal barrier. Lineage: Eukaryota; Metazoa; Chordata; Mammalia; Monotremata; Tachyglossidae. The record is from RefSeq and is a predicted model, not a curated record. Gene Ontology annotation, cellular component: plasma membrane; bicellular tight junction.